Messenger RNA from Anarrhichthys ocellatus (wolf-eel), 2378 nucleotides. Its product is annotated as lysine-specific demethylase 4B-like. The record is from RefSeq and is a predicted model, not a curated record. Lineage: Eukaryota; Metazoa; Chordata; Actinopteri; Perciformes; Anarhichadidae. Bases 1567 to 2043 code for a protein of 158 amino acids. The transcript has 3 exons.
CACACAAAAAAAAUAUUGUAUUUCUUUGCAGGAGAUUUCUUAAUAGAUACAUAUUUUCAUUCGGCUUUUGAACAGAGAUGAUGUUUCUGAAACACACCUACCCUGGUGUAUUGAGAAGGCAACUCACUGUGACAGGCGAAACGAUUGCUUCACAUGCUGUUAUUCUCUUUCCUUGGUGUGUCCCGACUUUUCAUCUUUCUCUUGUUCUCUCCAUUUUAACUGAAGCGAGGAACAGAUGAGGGGCGGGGAAGGAAAGUGUAAAGACAAGGGGAGGACAUGGUGGGUUGAAGGAUUGAUAGUGAAUUGGAAAUUAAAAAAAUGAUUGUUGUGUGGCUUGUGUGUGCAAGGUGGCACAUGUCAAAGUGUCUCAGUGGAGAGGGGAACCAGUUUCGCCGGCCAAAGGCACAGAUUUGGUUGACUGGUGGUAAUUUCACACUCUGGAUUUGGGGAUGGAAUGAAGGGAUUUGAAGAGGACGUGUUCCAAUCUUCUGAUUGUGCAAGAGUAGGAGUCGAACAAGUGAUGCAAGAAGGAUGCAGGGAAAAAAGAUGGAGAAAAAAAUAAACGUUUUGAAUGUGAUAGCGGUGGUUCAGGAAGCUGUUACUAACAAGCUGUUCUUCAAGGAAGUGUUGACAUUUUCAGUGUAGGGAAUCUCGCCGUGCUGCUCACACUGAUGACUGCACAAGCAUGUUUUUAUGUGGCGUCAGUCAUCGCUUUGAACAGCAAGUUUUGCCCUCGACCCCCUCACAUUUAAAGAUGACACAACGUCAAGUCACCCUCACCUCACAAUACAACCUCCUGCAGAGACGGACAUCUGUCGGUUUACGUCAGCUGUCGCUGAUCCUUUCUAUAAUAUUGGAGAUUAUAUGUUUAUAUGUGUGAGCAGCUGCAGGAUGUCAGUUUUUAACUGUAGAGUCUGUAUGUUUUUAACAGCAUUUCAGAGACUGUGUUUGUAUGUUUUACAAUAGCUGAAAUAAAGCCACAGAAUACCGUUAACCCAAUAACAGUCCAAAUGUCUAAAAUAGAAAAUCUACUGUAUGUUAACCUUUAAACCACCGAUCGUAUUAUUAGUGGCGCAGUUUUUUAAAUCUUUUAAACAAACUCGAGGUUUAUUGAACAAACUCUGAUCAGCUGUUCUGGAACCAGUAACUCAGAGCUUCCCAUCAGUUAGUUCGUCGACUCAGCGUUCAGGGUUAGGCCCAUAGUUUGUUAAACCUGCUUUCUGAAACCGGGCCCACGUCUCCACCAACAGCAAGUUCACUGAAACACUCGACUGAGAUAUGAGCUUUGGAGGAGGAUCCAUAAUAACAGCGUCUGCCCAGCUACCAGUGUCGUUGAGCUUGUAUGUUCACUGGCGAUGAAGAAACCAGUAGUUGUUUAUAAUUAAAUGUCCUUGAAAGAGAAUUUAUUAAAGGUGUUUUUGUCUUUAUUUUCUGUUUUUAUUGUAGAAGUGUGUGUUCUGCCACGGCAAGACUGCCCAUCAGAACCGCGGCGCCUGCAUCCAGUGCUCGCACGAGAACUGCGCCACCUCCUUCCACGUCACCUGCGCCCAAAUCGCCGGAGUUGUCAUGAGGCCAGCCGACUGGCCCUACGUGGUGUCGGUCACCUGUCGCAAGCAUAAAAGGCUUUCCUCGAAGACCCGGACGACGUCCAAAGGCCCUCAGACGCUGACCCUGGGCCAGAGGGUGAUAGGUCGCAACAGCGACGGCUGGUACUACCACUGUACCAUCAUUGGCAUGGCAACGCAGACGUUCUACGAGGUCAACUUUGACGACGGCUCGUAUUGUGACAAUCUGCACCCAGAAAAUAUCUUAAGUCAUGACUGCUUGCGCACCGGUCCUCCUGAGGUGGGGGAGUUGAUUGUGGUCACCACACCCGAGGGUCAGGUUAUCAAUGCUUCCUUUGUCAGACAGCACACCCACAAAUUCUACCAGGUGAGGAAAAACACAACUCGUUUACAGUCAAACCUGUCUGGAAAGUCACAAUUUUAUACAAAAAAAAAUACAUCACGAUUUAGCUUUGUAAAUAACACAAUUGAUGGGUAAAUGUAUUUUUGAAAACUUUAUAAAAAACAAUCAUUUUCCUGAGCAACUGCUGUAAAAGUUUUUAAAAAAAGUUUGUACUUCCCAGCUACAAUGUGUGUAAAUGUAUGAACUUUUACAAGUAAAAUCUAGCUGGAAAAAACAUUUCUGAAUAGAGUUUUACAAGCAUGCGGUGCAGAAAGAGCUGUUAGUCAAGUACACUGUGAGCAACGACGUUUCAUAAUUAUCUGGUGCUCUUCUGCAGAGUGACUUUAAGUGAUUGAACCUGUAAACCUUUGGUAACAGGGUGCUCUAAUUUCUUUGCCACCCUCUAGUUUGGUUCCCUGAUUCUGAUGUAU